Messenger RNA from Durusdinium trenchii, 1521 nucleotides. NCBI's taxonomy places the organism in Eukaryota, Dinophyceae, Suessiales, Symbiodiniaceae. The record is from the annotation of a GenBank genome assembly.
GGUGUAGUUUGAGUCUUCCUCAUGUCUUGCCGCUAUGGCAUUGCUCACUUCUAUGACUUGGUGCCCGUGCAGGCGGCACAGGUGUUGGUGCAACAGCUGCGUGAAGACCUGCUGGCACGGAAACUCCAGGCCCGCAUGAAAGUGGCUCAAGAAGGAGUAAAUGGUUGGAUCACUGGACCAUUAGGCGAUGUGGAGUCCUACUGUGAGCAUCUGAGAGCGGACUUUCCCAAGGUCUUCGAGAAAACAGACUUCAAAAUUUCUCCCUGCAGCGAGGGCGAGCUGUCUCGAGGCGUCAAAGUUUGGGAGAGCACAAGUGUUUGCAAGCUUCUGGAUAGGGCUGAGGAGUACGAGGCACUCUCAAAUUGCACACGAGCACCCCACCUUACACCGGAGGAGUGGCAUCAGAAACUUUGUGAUGGGAAGGACUUGGUGCUCUUUGACGUGCGAAACCUCUACGAGACUCGCAUUGGUCGCUUCUGCGAAGAUGCACCAGGAGUGGUCGACUCGGUGGAUCCUCAGACACUCUCCUACGAGCAAGUGCCUGGCUUCCUCAGCAAGGAGUCGAACCUCUCGCGCUUCAAAGGGAAGACGGUGAUGAUGUACUGCACGGGUGGUGUCCGCUGUGAGCGUGCCUCCUCAUUGCUUUGCAGCCACCUUGGCGAGACAGCUGAGGUCUUUCAACUUGAAGGUGGCAUCCAUCGAUACCUGGAGAAGUUCCCUUCUGGCGGUUUCUUCCAAGGCGCAAUGUACGUCUUUGACCGCCGCCGGGCUGUUCGAGGAUACGACCUGCUGGGUGAGGCACAGCACGAGAGACAGAUUCUGGGCACGUGCUGCCUUUGCGGGUCCUCCUGGGAGAUGUACCAGGGGAAGUGGAAGUGCGGAGAAUGCAAAAUGCCUAUCCUUAUUUGCCUGCAAUGUCAAGGGAGAUGCAGCCAUGCAGGAGAGGGGGGUUGGGCAAGGCUGUUUCAAUUCCUUUUCAAUCUUUAACCCAACAAAAUAUCAGGCUACGAUCGUUUCAGCUGCUAACUGGAUAAACAUCACCAAAGCAAGUGACAACGACGAGGCAGCAACUUCAUGUUUUUUUGCUUUUAUGAGGUUGAACAUGAUCCCCUCGAACUGGUCGCCCGAGUGCAAUGCUGGUUGAUGACUUGCUGCGUCACUGAGUCUUUGGAAUCGUUGAUUUUGUCAUCCAAAAGUACUGUGGUUUUUGCUUUUGUGUAACGCAACCCCAUCAAAACAAAGUGUUGAGAGCGGUUCUUCUUGUGAGGGAGAACUCGAUGCCAAUCAUCUCUCGCUUUCUUGUGCGGGGACUCGUUUGUCGCAUCUUGGGGUCUCGACCCCCCAAAAAACCAAAGCCUAAGAGCAAGGACGCUCUGGCCUUACUACUAGCAGCAACUAGCUACUAGUAACAAAGGGUAUUGCUGCUAGGAGCAAGGACGCAAAGCCCUCUUCCAAAAGGCACCAGGCACGAGUUGCGGUGCGAGUUGUGCAAGCCGCCGCAAGAUCCUGCGAGAUGAGAUG